Molecule: messenger RNA, 5853 nt
Organism: Pectinophora gossypiella (pink bollworm)
Lineage: Eukaryota; Metazoa; Arthropoda; Insecta; Lepidoptera; Gelechiidae
Exons: 10
Coding region: 280-2490 (736 amino acids)
Cellular component (GO): membrane
Molecular function (GO): transmembrane transporter activity
Source: RefSeq, a predicted model, not a curated record
UCGCGAUAGAAGUGGUUGUGUUUUGUAAAUAAUGUUACGUAUUUUUUAUCGUUUCGCCUCGAGCGCUUAAUUUUACACAACACACUAGAAUAGAAAGCGAACGUGUCGACUGCGCCAAUUUACGCGUAUGCAAAUCGCGGUCGUUGACCUUUGAAUUUGACGAAUUUUCCGCUUAGAAGUUUAAAGUAAAGUUCUUUGUUGAACACAACGAAUUUAUUAUGUUAAUAAAUUAUUUAUUUAAUUGAUAAGGCUGGUAACAAGUGCAUCGAUAGAGGCAGAAUGCAGUUCAAAAUUAACAGGAGGCUUUUGCCUAUAAAGGCGCAUUUCUUUUUCUUUUUUGCUGCUCUCGGGCCAAUUCUUCCGCAACUGAACGUGUUCGGUCGUCAGCUGGGCGUGUCCCCGGAAGCCAUGGGGCUGGUCACCGCGGUGCUACCGCUGCUCUGGGCCGCUGCUAAACCCACGUUUGGAUACGUCGUCGACUACUGGCCGACCCACAGAAAGCUCGUAUUCAUGCUGCUGAUAACGCUGAUGACGGGAUCCUACUGCGGGCUCUGGUUCAUACCGAUGCCAGAAAAUACCGACAGCAACGAAUCCACAAUAUUAGAAUACGUAUAUAAACUGAACGAUACCGUUCAAGUCAAACCAUAUCAUGAAAUCGAUAAAGAUGCACUUGAAAGGUACGAUUGUCAUUGGUCCUGUUCCAAAGACAAUAAGUUCGAAAUAUAUCUAGCUAAUACUAGUUACAUCAACACCGUUUACGUUAAAGACGAGAGAAAUGCUUCCUGCUCUUUCUUACACAUGGAUAUUGAUAUGAGUGAAGAGAGAUGCGUGCCGAAAGAGAAUUGCAAUUUGAUGUGUUUUGAAGACGAAUUUAUCGUUAAUAGCACUCUUAAUCUUAAUAGAACUAAAAGGGAAGUUGAUGGUAAAGUUAAUAACAACUUAGAUGUGAACAGUGAUAAACAGGUUGCGACGAAGGAACAUAAUAAAGUAAAGAAUAGUGAAUUCGAUAAAAAUAUCGACUCUAAUACUGCUAUAAGUGACGAUAUAACCAGUAAAAAUGCACCCGUGGACAAUGAAAGUACUUCCACAAACAUAAAUACUAUUAAAACUAACAAUAACAACUUAACAGAUACAUCCAACGAUAUUAAAACAUUUUCUCACAAUACCAACACUAAAACGAUUGAUGAAGUUACUUCUAAAGAUCUCAAUACACUAGAAUUGGUAGAAAUCACAUCAGAAGCUACAGUUUCUGCGAAUACUGAAGAAAUUGCUUUAAAUAACACAGCCACACCAAAAAUAGAAGAGGUCAAAUCUCAGGACAGUGAUAUUAAAACCGUAGACUUGUCAAAGGACCCUCUAGGUCCUAACGAUAUGAGGGCUAAGAUUUCGAAAGUAAUACAUAGGACCACAGAAGAGAAAAGCGAAGGAAACUUUUAUGUGACUACUGUGUUUUGGAGUUUUGUCGUUUUGAUGUGCAUCGGUACUGUGGCUUUUAAUGUGGCUAACUGUAUUGGUGAUGCUGUGUGCUUCGAUGUACUUGGUCCAGAAAACGGGUCCAAAUACGGGUCCCAGCGCGCGUGGGGCACCGCCGGGUACGGGAUAACGGCUCUGUUGGGGGGCUGGCUGGUGGACGCGGUGUCUAAGGGGGGAGGCAAGAACUUCACGCCGGCGUUCGUGCUGGCGCUAGCGGCCGCCGCCGCUGACCUGCUCAGCUGCCGGUAUCUCAAGUUGCCAUCUUUGUCGAGUCCUGAUGACUCUGGCAAGGCGCUGCGUGAGGUGCUGAAGAUCCCGCGGGUGAUCGUGUUCAUAAUCUUCGCUGUGAUCGCGGGGAUGUUUGACAGCUUCAUCAUAUACUAUAUGUUCUGGUUCCUGGAGGAGCUGGCUGAGCAGACAGGGUACACUGACAAGAUCAAGCUGAUCGAGGGCACCGUGGUCGCCGGCCAGAGCUUCAUUGGGGAGAUCGUCUUCUUCGCGCUCUCUGGUAAAAUAAUAAAGAGGUGGGGGUACGGCACGACGAUGACUCUGUCCUUGUUCUGCUACGGGGUGCGGAUGGCACUUAUCUCGCUCAUACAGCACCCGUGGCAUCUCGUCUUUAUAGAGUCAGUGAUGCAGGGCCCCACGUACGCCCUGUGCUACUCCAGCAUCGUGGGGUACGCGGCGCACGUGGCGCCCGACGGGUACUCCGCCACCGUGCAGGGCAUCGUCGCCGGCAUGGACGACGGCCUCGGCUUCGCGCUAGGGUCCCUGCUAGGCGGGCAGCUGUACGGCUGGGCAGGCGGGCGCGGCGCCUUCCGCGUGCUAGCUGCUGUGGCCGCCGCCGCCGCGCUUCUACACGCCGGCAUGUUUAUCGUAGUUACCAGGAAGAAACCUGAACCUCCACCGAUACAAACGCCGGAAGAGGGCGAGAAGAUGCUCCCGACAGAAAGUCACAGUAACGCCAUCUACCGAGACACCGUCAUACCACUCACCGAGAAGAAGGCUAAUAGGUAACCUAGAUGGAGCCACUGGAAUUUGUACAUACAUAAAAUUAUUUCAUAAAAUAGUAACGCCAUCUAUUGCAAUUCUGUUGUACUAUUUACUGACUAGGAAUAGAACCUAGAUGGCGCCACAUAUUUUUUCCUUAUAAAGUAGCGCCCUCUAUCGAGACAUUUAUACCGUUCACCGAGAACAUAACUUACACUUAAACUAGAUGGAGCCACUAACAGAUGAAAGUUAUUUUUGAACUUAUUAAAAGAAAUGUGAUUAUAAUUAAAAGUCUGUUUAUAUAAAACAUGUGCCAUAAAAGCAUAAAUCUAGGUAAUAAACUUAAAGCCCCGAUUCAUGCAGACACCUCCUAAUUUUAUUUUAAGUUAUACCCGUCAUUUUGCAAAAUUUUUAGACAACUGUUUCAGACAACUUUCCUUUUCGACGGAUGAGAAAAUGACAGGGAUAACAAAAUAAAAUUAGAUGGUGUUUACAGGAAUUAGCAUGGAUCUUUUUUUUAGUUUUGGUAGCGAUCGUAGUAUGUCAUUACUCUAUUUCGCCAUGGAGCAACUAGAUGUCGCUGAUCGUAUAAGCUUACAUAUAGUAAUAAGUGCCAUCUAGUGACAGUGUGUCGUACCAUUAUGAACAAAUGCUCGCCACCGGCGCUUCAUUUGCGCGCAUUAUAGCGCCUACUUGCCUUGUAUGGCGAAAGACCUUUUGUUUUACAUAAUAUAUUAGUUAAUUCAUGAUAUAACUAAGGCUAAGCUUUAAGAAGCUUUAUAAAAACCAUGGUAUAAGAAAACCAGGUAUGUUCAAAAGUGACAGCUAACAUUUCAAGGUUACCCCAGCUGACGUCAUCCCACACGGCGUUGCCAUUUCGUAAAACAAUAUUACCCACGACCAAUUUAUAUUUACAUUGCAAGGAAACUUAAAACUUUUAGUAAAAGAUUUACUUACAGUUUUAAUGAUUUUAAUUUAUGUGACAAGUAAUAGUAAUUAAAUACAUUAGUCAGUAAUUCACUUAAUUUUCAAUGGUAAAAUUUACGUCCUUGGAAUGUUGGAGAUACCAAUUGAAUGGUAACACUUACGUCAUCAAUGGGCUAGCAAUGGCGGCUUGUCAUAGGAUUGAGCAUACCUGGUCUUCUUAUACCAUGAUAAAAACAAAACUUAAUAGGACUGAGAGUGUUGCCAAUUUCGAUGUUAUUAUUUUCAAUAUUAUUAAUAUUGUUAAAUUUAUUUUGUUAUUGUUAAGUACAUUAAUAUAUUUUUUAGUUAGAAAAUUUUAAAGUGUAUUUUUAAAUAUUUUUGAGUCAUCAUCAUCAUCAAUUUAAGAGCCACGCUCUUGUCGGUGCAGCAUUUUCCAUUCCAGUCUAUCAAAGGCCAAUUCCUUGACUUCCCUAUAAGACACGACGUUAACCAUUUCUUUAAUCUGUUCCAUGUAAGCUCUUCUUGGUCUUCCCCUUCCUCUCUUUCCUUCUAGCUUUGUUUUGAGUCAUAUCAUGAUUUAAUGAAAAGGGUUGACUAUGGUUGCUUGGAGAUAUAUACACGUUGGAAGUUGUACAAUGUGCAUCGCGAUGUGAAAACUUCGUUAGCGCGUUUCAGGAUCGAUAAACGCCAUCUCUGUUAUAUGGGCGGAAUUAUUUGGGUCCGCCACACUGUAACUAAUUCUUUAUUUAUACCCAAGUUGUAAUUUUUUCUACCACUAAUUAAGUGUGUUCAAAAUUGUUAUUUAUUUUACUACAAAAGGCUAAUAGGAUGCCACACCGAGCCGUGAUAGCCCAGUCGGAAGAACGCUUGACUCUCACUGUGAGUUCGUACGUUCGAAUCCCAAGACGGGCCUAAACCAACAAUGUUCGAAUUGCAUUAAUUAUUAUUACAUGUGAUAUUUAAAUUUCUACAUACUUUUAUAGUCCAAUUUCUUGAUUGGUUCAGCUUAUGAAAUUAAAUGAAGCUGUAAUAUAAAAAAGGGUGUUAGUGACACCGUAACGAAUACUGAGGGGAUGAUUCAGACCAUGAUUCUGAGUUGAUAUCAAGUUAUUUCAUGUUUUUUUGAUAGUAAAUUUAUUUGGUAUCAAGUGGAAUUUUCCGACGCAAAAUUCAUGUUCUUUUUGUGUUUUUUUUUAUUAUUUCGAAAAUACCACUUGAUAUUAACUCAGAAUAAUGAGCUGAAUCAUCGCCUUCAGUAUUUGUUACGAUGUCACUUACACCCUUUAUAAGUACAUACAAGUAGCCAUUCAACUACAUAGGGUGUUAGUGUCAGCGUAACAAAUACUGAGGGGGAUGAAUCAAACUCUGAUUCCGAGUUAAUAUCAAGUGGAUUUUCCUAUCGGUAAAUUCAUAAAAAAUUUCGUGUUUUUAAAUUAUUUUCAGUUCUAUACUUUUACUACGGAAACUCAGAAUCAUGGACUGAAUCAUCCCUGCAAGUUUUCGUUACAGUGCCCUAAGCCCCUGUAUAAGAGCUAAUGAUAUCUAUGAAUAAAGACUACUAUAGACAUACUAUGGUAAAUGAGUCGUCUUGUAACGAAAAGGCGUCUGCCUUAUUUUUCAUAAUAUAAUUAUUAAUAAUAAAAAUAAUAAACAGCCUAUAUGCGUCCCACUGCUGGGCACAGGUCUCCCCUCAAUCAACCGGGGUGUUAAGCAUAAUAGGGUAGUUUUCAACUAGUCAAAUCAGUUACUUUUUACUGAACGUCUAAACACGAAAUUACUAUGGGUGUGUAUGAAAAAAAAAACAUUUUGCCGUCAUAGAAAAACGUGACAAAAUGUCGCACUUACGUUAAUUUUAUUGAAAUUCACAAGUAAGUUAAAGAGAAAAAAGAAAAGUUUUUUGUCAUCUUUAGAUCUGAUUACUAAUAAAGUAAUCAGAAUUUCAUAACUAAUCUUUGACGUAGGAAACUACCCGAUUAUUAUUUUAAGUGGGGCAGAGUGAUAAUUAUAAUCAUAAACUGCCUAUAUACGUCCCACUGCUGGGCACAAGCCUCCCCUCAAUCAACCGGAGGGGGGUAUGGAGCAUACUCCACCACGCUGCUCCACUGCGGGUUGGUGGAGGUGUUUUUACGGCCAAUAGCCGGGACCAACGGCUUAACGUGCCCUCCGAAGCACGGAAUCAUCUUACUUUUUCGGACAAUCAGGUGAUUCAAGCCUGAAAAAUCCUUACCAAACAAAGGACAGUCUCACAAAGUGAUUUCGACCAUUUCUUCAUCGGGAAUCGAACCAGGACCUCCAGAUCGUGAGCCUAACGCUCUAACCACAAGACCACGGAGGCUGUUGGUGGGUGAUAAUUAAUAUUACGUAAUUAAAAAUGCAAUAAUAGUCUUAAAUGUCUUAAUAGACAAGAACGUAAGAUUUUGUAUAUUUUAUACUUAUUAUUGGAAGAAUAAAACGAUUGUAUUA